This is a messenger RNA of Varroa destructor (honeybee mite), 2777 nucleotides long. Its product is annotated as BTB/POZ domain-containing protein KCTD9. Gene Ontology annotation, molecular function: protein binding. Lineage: Eukaryota; Metazoa; Arthropoda; Arachnida; Mesostigmata; Varroidae. The record is from RefSeq and is a predicted model, not a curated record. Gene Ontology annotation, biological process: intracellular signal transduction; protein homooligomerization.
AAUACCGCAUAUCCGACGGAAGACGAACAUAUGAUUUCUUUUCGAACUCAAUCUUGUACCAGAUAAUUAAGCCAAACAGAUGACUCAGUGUGAACGUUUUGUAUUACCAAGAACCAAACAUUUUUUAAAAAGUACAAAAGUUAACAGAACCAAAAUAAAUAAAAGAUCAGGUUUACUUGUUAAGCGAGUCUGAGAAAACUUGUAUGUACAUUUAAAAUUCACCUAGAAACACUUGGUAAAAUAGCAGAUGCAAAUUGCAAACGGCUGCGCAUCUUCGGCGAACCCAUAAGCCUUUCAUCAUUGGAUAGUGCUAAUAACUGCUAUAAGGCGUAGCCCAGCUUUGGGUUCCUUCAUGAAGCGUGUAACCCUGUUUCUUAAUGGGGCAACUCAAGGAGGUCGGGUUGUCCAAUGCCCACCCACGCUACAGGAGCUUAAAGAGCUUGCAGAAGAAGUGCUUGGACUGCCUCCGGUAACUCAUCUCUUUCUCCGAAACGGAGGCGAGAUUGAUUCGGAGAGUCUCAUACGAGAUGAUGAGGUCCUAUAUUGUUCUACAAACGGCCAAUUUUUAGAACCUGUGAGCACGCCGCAAAUUGUAGCUGAUAACCCGGAAUGGAUUCUUCUCAACGUCGGAGGAAAACACUUUGUAACAACAAGACGCACCCUUGUCUCAAAGGAACCUCUGUCGAUGUUAGCGAGAAUGUUUAGCCUUGAGGGCCGGUUGUGGCCUGCUGCGGUAGACAAAGACGGCGCGUUUCUAAUUGACAGAUCAGCACGAUAUUUUGAACCUAUCAUCAAUUAUCUUCGACACGGGCAGGUGGUUCUUGAAAGAGACUGCGACCCAUUGGGCGUUCUAGAAGAGGCAAAAUUUUACGGCAUUCAAUCCCUUGUAAGCCUAUUAGAGGCACGCAUAGCCGAAGAACCAUCAGAAAAAACACCUUUGAGCCGAAGGGAUGUUAUCGCGAUUAUAGCAGCCACCUCAGCAGAAUCGGAGUUGAGAUUCCAGGGUGUGAAUCUCGAAGGUGCAGAUUUAUCACAUCUGGACUUGCGAAAAAUUAACUUCAAAUUCACCAAUCUCCGCGGGUGUCGUCUCUCCAACGCCAAUUUAAGCUUUUGCUGUUUUGAAAGGGCCGAUUUAUCUGGAGCUAACCUUGAGAGCUGUAUACUGAAGGGCGCACGUUUGGUGUGUGCCAACUUAGAAGGCUGUACGUUGCGACGCUGCGAUAUGGAGGCUGGUGCGAAGUUCUUUACGAAUCUCGAGUCGGCUAACUUGAAGGGCGCUGAACUUGAUGGCAGCCUAAUGGGAGGAGUCAGUUUGCGUGUAGCGACCCUGAAAAAUGCUAACAUGCAGAAUUGCUACCUCAGACAAGCUGACCUAGCUGGGGCUGAUCUUGAGAAUUGUGACCUGUCGGGGAGUGAUCUACAGCAAGCCAAUCUUCGCGGUGCAAAUUUAAAGGAUGCACGCAUGGACAUGAUGUUGACUCCUCUACACAUGGCACAAGCAAUCCGCUAAGCAACUAUAAAUUCGUUAUCAAGCCCCUUAAUAAGCGCGAUAAAUGCAUCUGAUCAGAAACAGUGUCCGUCUCGCUAAGUCUUAAAUGAGUGUAUCUGAUAGCUGGUUGUUGUUUUUAUUGAGGGGUGAUUAGCGGGUACUGAGCGGAAAAAUAUAUUUUCAGAUACUUUAUACAGAUGUCUACAUGUAUGUGAACCUAAACGUAUGUAAAAGAGAGAGUCAACGCUUAGCGAGCAUUAGUCAAACUGUAACACACGCUCAUAAUAUGACACUGUACAUGAGACCUAGAAUGGAUGUUUCAUUGUCCAGCAGUGUUUGUUUAUACACCAACGGGCGAAAGCAUUUACGAUUGAUAUAUUAAUGUUAUUGGACAAUUUGUAAGUAGAACCUGUCGCUUUUUAAAUUGUUGUAACGUUUCAAUUUCGCUGGCUCAUUAUUGAAUAAGGCAUUGGUAAACGAUUUCGCUCGACUUUAUUUAAAUAAAGUCAUUUUUGGGCAAGACGUGACUUGAACUUCAGCCCAAACAUCAGUGUAUUAAGAAUUGCGUGGUCAUGGUCUUCAACAGGAGUGGAUAAGGUGAAAUGAAAACAUGGGAAUGACCGUUACUUCUGAUGCGUAUAAACAUAUACAUUAGUGUUUUCUUUCAUUACAUUGAUCUCAUUCACAUGCAUACUUAACAGUAAGAGGUACAGACUUAGGACAGACUCUUGCUUUAAAUUUAUUAAAAGGCCAAGUUUCUUGAGGAUGCCAAACGGUUACUUUCAAAAGCAUUCUCUUUGACUAAUAAUUUAUAAUGUAAUUACUAGCCUAACGAGUACUUCAUUAAAAACUUCGUUAAAAUUGGGCAACCUGUUGUCACUAAUUAUUUAUUAUGUGUAUAUGCAUAACUAUAUGCGAAGACUUCAUAAACUUCUUAGGACCCUUUUCUAAAGGUUGAACCCUUGCUGCAGAAUAAAACAAAAUUUUUUAAAAGGCCUAAAUCUAUGUUUCUCUAAUAGAUGUUAUCGUUGGCAGAGAUGUAAGUUAAAUUCUGAUAAUACAAAGGUGCGCAUGGAAAGCCAAAAUCUAUUUCAACUAGGCAUUUCCUAAGUAAGCCAGUCAGUACCUUUUGGUAUUGAUCUCUACAUCGAUGUACUCCAUGACAGACUUACGAAACAUCAUGAUUAAGAUGUAGGAAGGAAAAUGCAGGAAAUAAACACACGAUGAAAAAUGUUCAGCUGUCUUAAGUGAACACACAGAUUCACCUAAAGCAUAUCAGGGUUUCUAU